This is a messenger RNA of Penicillium nucicola, 486 nucleotides long. RefSeq lists its product as uncharacterized. The transcript is spliced from 4 exons. NCBI's taxonomy places the organism in Eukaryota, Fungi, Ascomycota, Eurotiomycetes, Eurotiales, Aspergillaceae. The coding region runs from base 1 to 486 and encodes 161 amino acids. The record is from RefSeq and is a predicted model, not a curated record.
AUGGCAUCAACGCCCAUCAGAACCAGCAAAAUCCCCCGACGUGGUACUCUAUCUCCAACAGUCAACCAAGAAAGUAUCAGCCCUCAAGAAAAUGGGAACUCCCAAAGCAUAAGUCCUCAUCUACCAACUGAAGCUCUGCCUGCUACUGCCCAGGAUGAGGUUCCUCUUGUUUCUCAAUUGACGCAGGGCCUUGGGGACUGUGAUUGGGAGCAACUACAAACCAAAUACUCUGAUGCAAUGGAAGAACAUAGCCGAGUGGAAGAAAAUCUUCGCCUUGAAACAGCAAAACUGCUCGAGAUCUUCAUGGCUUGGUCUCAAACCACUGUCUUGCAAGAUGAGAACCGAGCAUUGAAAAGAUUUAAAACUCAGAUGCAGCAUGUUCAGCACUCGGAAGUCAGCAUGGAAAACAAAAGAAAGCAUUACAUGGAGGUUGUGAAAGCUUUCCAAAGCGCUCUUGCUCUACUUAACGAGCAGCUGAAGGUUUAA